AGCUGCUGCUGCUGUUGUUCUUGUAACCAAGCACCUACAAUAAGAGGGAGAGAGGCGGAGAGAGGGAGGGAAGACUCUCACCAUGCACUUUCCCCUUCCCUGCAUCCUUAUUGCAACUCUUCUCUCCUAAAGCAAUGCCACCACUACUUCUCCAUUCCUCCAGCUGAUCCUACUGGAGCCCGGGGGCUUGCAUUGCAUUGGGUGAAGUUCAGGCACUUGCUUGCAGCACCGGAGAGAGAGGGAGGGGGAGGAGGUGACAGCCCUCUGGAUCGGGAUAUAUUGAGGGGGUCCUGAUGGCGUCUCGACAGCAAAAUCGGAUUCAGAUCUACCUGGACACCAAUAAGAUCGGUCCUCUCUUUGAGGAAUUAAUGACUAAGCUGAUCACUGAGACUCCGGACCAGCCAAUUCCAUUUUUAAUUAAUCAUCUCCAAUCAAAACUGGGAAAUGUUGGCCCACUUCCUAGGACAUUGUCUGGAUCAGCUGCUCUGUGGGCAGAAAGCGAAUCAGAGUAUAAAGGAAUCAGGAGAGAUUUCCGGAGCUAUGACAAACCCUGGCAAGUAAAUGCAAAGAAGCCAAAAAAGUCAAAGAGCGAUCUUGCCGUUUGCAAUAUUUCACCCCCGUCUCCUGAAUCGAAAUCUUUGCCAAGAUCUAUUGAACAUCCUAAAUGGGACUGGAGGACAAAGCCAGAAAGUCGAGAUUUUGAUGAGUUAAACCACAUCCUUCAAGAAAGCAAAAAACUUGGGAAAGCUCUUGAGAAUCUGUCACGGAGUAUUGCUGUUACAGAUGAACUGGAACAGGACACAAGAGCAUUUAACUCUUCACUUCUGAGACCCUGUGUGAUCGGAGAAUGGGUGGGAAGGGAAGACAAUGACAUUGACCCUUUAGCUUCAGAAAUGAUACAACCUCCUGUACCAAGAAAUAAAAACGAACAGCGGGAAGGGGAUGAAGGCAGCAGCAGUCCUGCUGGGAGCUUGAAGAUGGAGCCAAAGAACAAAGGUCUGAAACAGCAGCAGCAGCAACAUAAGAAGCUGUUGGCGGCUAUGCUUUCCCAGGACUCCUUCGACUCGGUACACAGUGCCCCUGCGUCUGUCACAGAGGAAGAUAUUGAUAAUGAGGAUGAUGCAAUGGAACUGCUAGAAGACCUUGAUGAUCUUCGCAUGGAAGGUGUUACCAGUCUCAUGCCAUCUGGAAGCAAAUUUAGCCAAGGUCGUAGCACUUACAGCACUGAACCUCAAGCAAAAGUCACAUUAAACAUCUGCUCAAGGUGUGCAAGAUUGCAAGGAGAAACUCUAGCUCAGGGAGAAGAGGUGGUGCCAAAGGAAUACUCCUCUUCUGUGAAAGCUGCAACAAAUGCAAGUGAAUCAUUGCCCGGAGCAGAAACAUUAAUGGAGGAUGAUGAAGAAUUUGAAAGUGCAUCUCAAGUGACAGGACCUCGUCAACCAGUCUGGGACUUGGAUGUCUUGUCUGCCAGAAGUGGGGGCUCACCGAACCAAAAACUCCUGAAAGAAGCUUUAACCGCAAAGGAACUGCAGAGCAUGGAAAAGCAUCUAGCUGAUAUUGAAAAAGACUUGGCACUGAUGGCUGAGGCAAGUAUGUCACGGAGCCCAACAAACCAUCAAGGAGCUGGCACGGUUGUGAGCGACCUUCAAGGAAGUUACCACGCUUCAAAUGUGCAAAACACAAAACCACAAGUGCCAAACCAAACAACCAAAAACUUACAGCUUCAGCUUCAAGGGAACAAGUCACCUCCUCUGAGUAACGGCAGAACUAAUGGUUCAAAUCCACCAAACAGUAGACCGCAAACUCCUAAUUCACAGUCGAGUAGACUUCAAACACCUGUGACUCCAUUGGCCAGACCAGCAACUCCAAAUAGCAUGUUGAACCGACCCCUCACUCCAAGUAAUCAGGGAAACAAAGAAGGAAUCUCUCCCGGACAUAAAAGCAGAUCUGUAACUGUUAAAAGUCAAGUGGGAUGGACUUCUACUACGUUAUCGGGAGUUCCUGUUCACGUUCCUGCAGACACUCCAGGAAUUCUUUCUCAUCGAAACAGUGUUGUAGAGGAGGAAUCUUAUGAACACCUGCAAGGUUCUCGUCAACCUUGGACUCUUCCAAGUGACACAGACAGUGAAGGUGUGGAGACAGAUAAAGAAAAACAUGUUGGACUAUCUGGAAUUACUGAACAUUGGAUGUAGGACUAAUGGAAAUUUACUAUAGGUUUGUGAUGCCACAAGACAGAUUUUGAACCUAUGAACAAUAUAUAUACUAGGACAGAAGACAAUUGUUUUUCCAUUGUCGUUUUUUGCAAUAAAUUGCAAGAAUGAUUAUUUUUUUAGUGUGUUUAAUAAUAUAAUUAAUGUCUUAAUCAUAAGUAAAACUAACUUUACUAUUUAAUAAUCUGCAGUUACGGUAAGCUUUUCUUUUACUGUAAUUGGCUGCAAUUAUGCACCUUCCAAGUUUAUCUGUUCUCUUCGACAUCAAUUUUCAAUGUUUUCUUGUAAGAACAUUCACACCUUAGUGUGUAUUCUUGAAAAUGUUCACUCUUUGAAGUAUUUAGGAUGCUGUAUAUUGUAAUUGCUUAUAGAUUUUUUUGAGGUAGGCGGGGUAUGGAGGAUAUCUUGGAAAGCUUAUGAUGAAAAGAUACAAAGAAAUGUUCAAUGCAUGAUGCACUUAUAUGACUUGUAAUAAAACUUACAGGUAUUAGCCCUUAGAGGAGUGAGUGAAUAAGGCUUAUCUAGUACAUUGUUUUUCCACUGAUAAUAGUCAUGAAUGAUGUCAUAUCUAAAAUAUCUUGAUAUAUGAUAUAUGAUCGCCAGUGCUAGGUUCACUGCAUGUUUGGCUAUAUAGUUGACAGUAAAUGUGCUUCACUGACAGCAUAUUAGACUAUGCGUCAAAGCAUGUGUACAUUGGUGAACUGGAGGCAAUAGAUAGGCCCCUAGCCGCUCUGGCAACCCAACAGAGCUCCUAAAGCCCCCGUCCUGUAUCUAACCCAUUAGAUGCAACAGUCUGCAUUGCCUGUUGCAUCUAGGGGUUUUAGGAACUUACUACAUACUAUAUUCCAUUGCACAUAAUUUAUUACAGUUUGACCGGUUUUAUCAGCCUGUUGAUACAUUUAACACAUAUUUAGACUGUCUAGUUGCCAUUUAGACCGCCUAUUGGUUAGUUUUACACUCCUUGUUGAGAUAGGAAAAAAGCCUCAUGUCUCAGAAACCUGGCACAUGGCAAAUGUCUCAGAAACCUGGCACAUGUACAGUAGUUAAAGGGGUAUUCCGGCCCUAAGACAUCUUAUCCUCUAUCCAAAGGAUAGGGGAUAAGAUGUCUGAUCGCGGGGGUCCUGCCGCUGGCUAUCUCGCAUGCAGUACCCACCUCUGGGAGGGUUAAUGAAUACAUUAUCUACAUUACAUUAAUACAUUACCUAUUAAAUGAAUACAUUAUCUAUUAAAUCUGUGUCUAUGCUGGAGAUUUGGAGCUCUGUACUAGAUGUAUGUUAAGAAAUGAACUGGCAAAAAUUGCCGGAUCAAGACCUUAAAGCAUGUAUUUUAAGUUUUUUUUUUAUUGUAAUAUCAUUUUAUUGUAAUAUCAUUUUUUGACAGUAUACAUUUAUCUUUUGUUUAUACUGUUAACUGUAUAGCCAAACAUAAUGUGAACCUGUCCUAAUGUUUUCUGUGCACAUCCUAUUGAUCUGUGUUCGCAUAGCAGGGGCAAGGGGUGACGUCACACGGGGGCGGAGUUGUGACGUCACCAUACUCCAUCCCCGUGGUCGCCACCCAGCUGUUUGUGAGCUGGCACCGCGGCGAGACAUCUUAUCCCCUAUCCUUUGGAUAAGAUGUUUCAGGGCCGGAGUACCCCUUUAAUUAAUUUUACUAAAUAUCUACUUUUUCAAUAAAGAUUAUACACAUUUUGCAUUACUUUGUCUCAAUGUCUCAGUGGAAUGGAGUAAGAACCUUUAUUAGUCCUGAGACUUUAGAGAGAUAUCAGUGGUCAGUUUUGUGUCUUCUUAAUGUUGCAGUGCUGAAGAUCGCUGCCUCUUUUGCUGUAUGCAUGCUUACCAAUGUUAUACAUAUGCCUUGCACACAAAGUUUAAUCGGUCUAGAAAUAACUUUGCUGAUAAAUGUCAUAUAAAGUAUAUAAUAUCAACCAAAAAGAAAUAACAGGAUUCCUUUUGUUUUAAAUGUGUAACUUGCACUGUUAUCCACAUUCUUGUAGUAGGCAAAGUAUUGUGGCCUUCAUGAACUUGCACUAGACUAGAUUAAUGCAAUUAAUUGGUUUGUUUUUGUGCUUUAGUGCAAAUAAUUCCAGCCUCAUAAUGUACACACAAGGACCUUAAGUAGUAAUUUUUUUCCAUGCAUUCUAAGGCUGUGUUCACACAAUAUACUUUGCUCAGUAUCUUUAAUCAUAACAAGGAGUGGGACUAACACAGAAAAAGAUAUACAUUUUCUAUUAUAGUUUUUCCCUGUGUUGGUUCCACUCCUGGUUUUGGUUAAAAAUUCUGACCAAGAUAUGUGUGGUUGAAAUGAGAAAAGGAAGUCGAUACUUUCUGUUUUUAGUUUUAUAAAUAUACAGUCUUUUUCACUUUUAAUGGGCAAUGUCAGUAUCAAAAACUUUUAAAUGUUGUACAUCUUGGCAAAACAUUAAUGGUGAACAAUUGUGCACAAAAAAUAUUCCCUACCAAAAGAUAGUGGCUAAGUUUUAGAUCUCCCACACUCCCCGGGAACAGAGCGUAUCAACUCUCACACAAAUCUGCAGCCAACAAGCCCCCUCCAUGUAUCUCUAUGGGAGAGCUGAAGCCAUUUUGGCCAUCACUUCAUGCGGGGGACAAUACGCCCUGUUCCCGGGCAGAAUGGGUGUUCCAUGAAGGAGAUCAAGGGGGGGGGGGUUCCAUUGGUCAGAUCACCCGUGAUCUAAAACCUAUCCCCUAUCCUUUGGAUAGGGAAUACACUUGUGCACGAUAGUUCUCCUUUAACCUUUCUUAUAUUCUUCAUAAAAAGUUUUAGCCAUUAUAACAAAUCAUAACCAUUAGGGGUCCCCAAACCAUCCAGAAUAUGAUUCUGUUCGGCUGCUGCAUCUUCUUUGUCCCAGCUGAAGGACAGGCAGGGAUAAAAUGAGGAAGUAAGAGUGGGAUUAGUACUUCCCUAUGCUCACUCCUGUCCUGUCUAUCCUUUCUGACAACAGAGUAGAGGGGGUUACAAAUCAGCCUGCAGUGAUUGGAUAAAGAGCACAGCACAGCAGACUCAGAGAGGAAGUUAAUGCAUGGUGAAUAAUGGUUGGCUCAGUGCUUGCCUUAGACAUGCCCCUUCCUGAGAAGUGCAUGUCAGAAUGAGUGAGUAGCAGAACAGAGGGAUUUAUGAGCCAAAUAAAGAAGCUUGACGCAUAAAAAAGACACGUGAAGCAUUUGCAUGACCUGGUGAGUAACAAAUAUAAGCAUUAGUGAUAUGACAGGUACCCAUUAGUAAUGCAUACGAUUUACAUAAAUACAUUUUGUGCAUAUUAAACCGGCAUUUCCUGAGCAACUAGUGUAUAAAUUUGUAAAUUAUCACAUUUAUAUUAACAACCAUAACAAAUAUGGAUGCAUUUGAUGUAUGCAAAAAAAAAACUUAGAUUCUAUAGGUCUUUGUUAAUAAUUCUACUCUACAGUGAAGGAAAAAAAUAUUUGGAACUCUGUCAGAAGGUGCUGCCGUUGGGCUUGGUCUGCAGCCCUUCCCUAAUUUGAUUUAUGACCAAAUCAAAGGUCAGUUUAGUUAUGGUCAAAAAUCAGCUUAGAAGUGUGUUCAGGAAAGGAAAUAGAUGAGCUGGAGAAAAAACUAACAGUCAACUGUUCUUACAGAUUUAUUCUAAAAUAGAGAGAGCAAUGUGUACUAUAUGUGAAAACAUGCAAGGUGCAAAAGAGAAAUAAAGUAGAAUAUUAAUAAAGACCUAUGGUAAAAAAUGUAAACCAUAACUACAAAGCAACAAUUAAAAAAUUAAAAAAACUAAAUUACAUUCAAAAGUUUCCAUACCCUUCAAAAAAAAUCCUGCAAACUCUACUUUUUGAAAGGCCCUAAAAAACAUCUGAACGAUUGUUUAAAAUGUAAAAAAAACAACUUAAAGGGGUUGUCCCACUUCGCUACUUCUUUGUUUCUGGCUCCUUCAGCCUGUUGACUUUCAUUUGAAUACAUUACGAGGUUAUGUUCACAUCUGAAAAGUAGCCUAAACUCAGGGUAUAUGUUAACAUACUGUAAGUACUGUAUUGUUGACGUAUACAGCAGCAUACCCAUGCCAAAGUUUGUGUUUGAUUCUUUUCCGAGCAUACACUGUUAUUUUGCGUUUCAAAGGUGCUGCAGCCUUCUUCCUCAGGUCCUUUGGACACUGUGGUGAGCACCAAUCCAAAGCAUCUCUUCUUCUGCUCCGAGCUUUGGUUGAUGCUGGCUGCCCCUUUAUGCUUAGUCAAUGAUUGAUCAACAGGUACUAUAUGGUGUUGUACCCUCAGUACAAUACCUUUCAGUGAGCAUACUACCUGCUCUUCGUGUGGCUAUUACACUAAUUUAGUAUAUGUUGGCAUACCGUUUUGCCUCCAAUGUAGGCUGCCUUUUAAAUGUGAAUGAAGGCUAACUGUUCAAAUAAAAUAUUGUCUUUUUGUUGUAUACAAAACUCUGUUAUGAAUGGAGAUACUGUAAGCUUACACCACUUUGUAUUGUAUAUUUGUUAUGUGUCUAUAAUUAAAUAUGAAAAGACAAUUGAUGAAAAUAUUUAUAGCCAAAUGUUAUGUGCAAUAAUACAAACUGAGGUCACUGUUUUGCUAAAUAAUGGAGCAUGCUUGAGUAGUUUAUAGACAAAAUAAUCUAUUCCUCUUUUUUUCUAAAACCUUUUUACAAUUUCAUAGUCCUAACCUAAUUCGAAACUAGACGUUACAGCUACGACCCAUACAUUUUUAGCUGGAUACAUUAAUGGGGUUUGUUGGGGGGUUCAUUUGGGGUUCUGGUACUUUUUUUAUGGCAAGAGUAGAGCUGCAGACUGCUCUAGUCUUCCCGAUGGACUUUAUUUAUGCUAAUGUGCAUAAAGCCUUACACACAUUACUAGUGUUUGCCUUAAUUAAAGUUUAACUCCAAUUAUGGUCUGGAGGCAAGAUCUUUGUUUAAAUCUCCUGCCAACUUUCUAGCCCAAGACUUGUCCAAGAAAAAAGCUGUCAGGAUAUUGAUCUUGCAAAUCCAUAUCCUGGUUGCUUUUGUCUCAGCCAUUUCUCAGGCUACAAAGUUGCUUUGGGACUUAAAGAACAAGUCUCAUGCCCAGCAUUACAGAAAAACAUAUCCCCUGUAUGCAGGAUAGGGGAUAAGUUUUAGAUUGCAGGGGGUCCGAGCAAUGUGGUCCCCUGCGAUUGUCUGUACAGAGCCCCAGCUCUCCCACAGAGUGGUGCAUCACGACCCCUGGCCGAAGUGGGGGCCGCCAUGCCCCCUCCAUAUAUCUCUAUGGGAGAGCCGAAGAUUGCAUAUAUGGAGUGGGCGUGGUGGCACCCGAUUCGCCCAGGGUUCAUGACGCGCCACUCUGUACAGACGAUCCUGCGGAUAGGGGAUGAGUUUUUCUGCCAUCAGACACUCAUUGACGUUACACUUUAAAUGUUACCUUUUUUUUGCAUUUGUUCUUAUAAUUAAUUUUACAAUAUUUGAAAUUAUGUAUUCCUUGCAUGACAUUAACAUUUACCACUAAUUGACUCACAGUGUAAAUAGAUAAAAAGAACUAAUACAGCUAAUAGAAUAGGAUAUUAGGAUAUAUUAAAGUUUGUAUAUUAAUACACAAGAUUUUACUCUAAACGGUGUUAACAUUGCAAUUUUGAAAUGAAACAGGUCUUGUUACUGAAUGUAAAAAUCAAUGUGCAAUACAUUGUAAG
Molecule: messenger RNA, 7858 nt
Organism: Hyla sarda
Lineage: Eukaryota; Metazoa; Chordata; Amphibia; Anura; Hylidae
Gene: C5H8orf34
Product: chromosome 5 C8orf34 homolog
Exons: 15
Coding region: 294-2192 (632 amino acids)
Source: RefSeq, a predicted model, not a curated record